Molecule: messenger RNA, 4157 nt
Organism: Lampris incognitus (smalleye Pacific opah)
Lineage: Eukaryota; Metazoa; Chordata; Actinopteri; Lampriformes; Lampridae
Product: homeobox protein aristaless-like 4
Exons: 4
Coding region: 52-1164 (370 amino acids)
Biological process (GO): regulation of transcription by RNA polymerase II
Molecular function (GO): DNA-binding transcription activator activity, RNA polymerase II-specific; RNA polymerase II transcription regulatory region sequence-specific DNA binding
Source: RefSeq, a predicted model, not a curated record
UUGGAUUCUGAUAUCUUUUUUUUUCUUUUCUUUUCCUUUUUUUUUGUAGGUAUGGACGCUGAUACGUGCGUCUCAUACUGCGAUAUGACAUCGAUGGAUUCGUAUUAUACCACUUCUACCGCGCAGGGCAGGGAUCACCAGGCGAACCCGUUCAGGACUUUCCAGAACAGCGAGACCAAAUACAGCCCCACGUUCAUUCCCGGCAAGGGACAGGCUUAUGGCGAGAAGUCUCGGAGCCCCUUCCAGCAGGACUGCCAGACCCAGUCGCUGGACGGUGCCGAGGAGGGCACCUUCAACAAAUACCACCUCUUCAUGCAGCGGCCGACGUGCAAAACUCCACCCGAGGGAAGCAAACUCCACCCGGAGAGCGGACACAACGGGACGCUCAUUCCCUGCUACGCAAAAGAAAACAGUGGCCUCCCGGAGUCGGAGUUGCCCCCCAGCGGUGACCCUCCUGGGAUGGAGGGUAGUUAUUUAAACCUGAAGGAGCGCGGGCUAAAGGGGCCAGCCGAACAGCAGAGCCCGGACCUCUCCAGCCCCCUGGACAAAAACGAGGCGGAGAGCAACAAAGGCAAGAAGCGACGCAACCGCACCACCUUCACCAGCUACCAGCUGGAGGAGCUGGAGAAGGUCUUCCAGAAGACACACUACCCAGAUGUGUACGCCCGCGAACAGCUGGCUCUGAGGACGGACCUGACAGAGGCCCGUGUGCAGGUAUGGUUCCAAAACCGGAGAGCCAAGUGGAGGAAGAGAGAGCGGUUUGGACAGAUGCAACAGGUCCGGACACAUUUCUCUUCUGCCUAUGAGCUGCCCCUCCUUACUCGACCAGAGAACUAUGCGCAGAUCCAGAACCCUUCGUGGAUGGGAAGCAGUAGCGGGGCGUCCCCAGUGCCAGGCUGUGUGGUGCCCUGUGAUUCCGUCACCUCCUGCAUGCCCCCUCACCCGCACGGGCCUGGAGGAGUCACUGAUUUCUUGGGCAUUCCCAGCCCGGGGAGCAGUCACAUGGGACAGACACACAUGGGGACCCUUUUUGGGGGUCCUGGGAUGGGUGGGGCCAUCAAUGGCUAUGAUCUCAAUGUCGAUCCGGACCGCAAGUCCUCCAGCAUUGCAGCGCUGCGUAUGAAGGCCAAGGAACACAGUGCAGCUAUUUCCUGGGCUACAUGAUGCUCAAACCUGCUGCCUGCCUCCAUAUAGCCCCUUCUCUGGAGCCGGUGUUGCCAAGCGCUGUGGGGGAGGAGGGAAUUUAAGUGACAGCACUAAUGAUAACACGUCAAAUGAAAACUAGGAGAGACUGUGGAGAUAACAAUGGCCACGACAGCAAGAUAACAGUCAUGACUGUGACAAUCAGCGGAUGCUGAGAGUGAGAGAAAUAGAGAGAGAUGUAGCCUAGGUGAAGAUGUCUUGUUCAUUCUUGAGCCCUUGAUCUCUCAGGUACCAUGUGGAAAUCUCCCAUGGGAAGGUAAGGGUUACUCCCUGGUGGUCUGGGUACUCAGCCAUGCUAGACACAGUGAUAACCCACAGUAAAACAAGUGAUGCUGUAAACAGGGUUUUUACAAUAUCACAUCAUAGAAUACCGGAGGUAUGCCAGGACCUAUAUGCAAAAUCCAAUCAUAUUAUGUCUUGGUUUACAGAAUUAAGCUUGAUUUACCACAUUUAGGUCCCCUUCAUUUAUUUCUAAACCUUUUCCAGUAAACCCCGUAGACCCCAUCCACCUUUUUUUUUCUUUCAAACUUGUCUGUCUACAUGAAUAUGUAAAAUGCAUAUAUUCCUUAACACAUAAUAUUUGUCUGAUGAUCAUGGUAAACAUUUUUGGCAUAAAAGUAAACAUUAAGGGCAUGGCAAGCUAGCGUGCAUUCAUUGUGCUAGGAAAGACGUGUGGUUCUCUGUCCCUUUCCACUGCACACUGUCCAAUAAAGCAGAUAUUCCAUAAAUCAAUCCCUUUGAAAGUAAACAUCAGUUUUUUCCUAGUCUGCACUGGGCGGUUAUUUCCAAGUAUGCAAGGAAAGAUGGUGGUUGAAUGCAAUGAGGGAACAGACAGACUAAUUGAGAAGGCAGACACGUAAAAACGCUUGUUUAGUCAGGGAGGAGGGCAGGCUCUGGAUUGGCAAUAAUUUCAAAUGAAAGUGUCAUUUCCUCCCUCAGGACUGCCUCCGCAGGUUUCCCUCCUAGACCAGGUUUCAGGUUGCAUGAAACUCUGUCUUCACCGGCAGACCAGGCACAGCAACACAUGGCAGCAGCCAUCAACACCAACCAACCAGGCCGGCCUCAAACAGCAACAAAAAGGGAAUAGACACUCUCAAUUAGCAUCAAACCACGCUGCCCUGUGUGCGACUGCAAACACUAAAACAAAUUACAGCAAACUUAGUCAGGACACACCGCUCCCCAAUUCCACAUGUUGUACCAGUCAAUCACAGCGGACUCAGAAAAGCUGACUAUUAAAUCCAUCACAUGCCAGAGACUGCAGGCCAAAUCAGUGGCUCUAAUUGGCCUGAAGAGCAUUUUAUAGUGUUUAGGUAAUGUGAUGACAUCAGAGCUGGACUGUAGGAAUGUGGUGAGUGUGUCCAGUGAUUGCAGGGCUAGUCUGUGUGUGUGUUACCCCCUCUGGAAUAAGCAUGUCACCAGAGCUGGGCUGCAGGCUAGAGAAGGACUUCAUUAGUCCUUUGGUUUAUCCCUCUAGCAUGAUGCAUGAUAGACAACAUAUGCAUUUGGGUGAAGCCAGGACACUCCUCUUCAUAGUUGGCUAAGAGCUUGGUAAGAGUGGAGGCCCAUUGCAGCUCUGUGUCUCAAAAAGCUGUUUUCCAAAACACCAAAGCCGAAUCAGUCGUUGAAUCAGGAAAAACUCAACCAUUUUAUUGCAAUACAAGGAUGCAAACAUUUAAAAAUUCUGAAUAGAAAAAAAAGUCAACAAAAGAUACUCUUAUUGAGAACAGGUAUCUAAGAUGUGUGAUUAAAAAAGAGUACUGGUCUGAACCGCAGGUGUGUCUAUAAUUCAAAAUAUGUCUUUCCCUGGCUUUUGCAGUUACAAAAGGUGACAGUCUGAUGAUUACUUCCAUGUGCAUAUUCAUUCUGAUCAUCUGUCACUAACAAAUUCUACAUUGACGCCAUAUUGGCAAUCGAUUGACAGAUAAUUAGCAUGAAAUGAAAGACCUGAAAAUAAUAUUGAGCCAUGAUCCCACUCAGUGAAUAAGAAUCAGACAGGAUUAACAAACACUGCAUGCUGGCAAUAAAAGCAUACUACUAAAAAAUAAAUAAAUAAAACAAAAUGUAAAAUAUGGAGGUGCUGUCAUUUUAGAGAAAUGUAAAGAUAUCAGAGGACACAGUGAAAACAAUAUCAUGUGUGACUGAGUGUACUUGCCCCUCAUCUUGCAGCGUGCACCCGUUGGCGGUCCUCCGCCAGCGCGCCACGUAGCUUCCUCCACGUUGAUACUACUGAAGCAAUGUAAUGGAGAUCCAUGGUUAUUAGUAUUGGUAUUGUAACGAGUGAAUGUGAACAAUACUGUUCCCGAUGAGUGAUACUGUUCUUUUGCUUGUAUGUUUGUUUUGCUUGUGGUUUGUCAACAAUUGCCCUUCAAAGCUGAAUCAAAACAGUAUUACAAUAAUAUUGAAAUGAGAUAAAAAAAGUGUUUUUUUUCUGUGUUAUUCUAAUGAGUUGCUCUGAGGUUGAGUUUUAUUUCUAAUUUUCUUGUGGCUUUAAGCAGCUUUUUGUAUAAUAAUCAUGCAUUUUUACUCUUGAUUGUGUGUGUGUGUGUGUGUGUGUGUGUGUGUGUGUGUGUGUGUGUGUGUGUGUGUGUGUGUGUGUGUAUUGUGUUUGUAUGUGUGUGUGUGUGUGUGUGUAUAUAUAUAUAUAUAUAUAUACACACACACACAUAUAUAAAAGGUUGUGUCAUUGCAAUAACUUAUUGCACUUACACUGUUGGACUGGGAUAUGAGUGGUUUCUAUAGUCUUGGGACUGUAGUCUUUCUGUUUAAGCCAGAGUCAUGUGGUUAUAACUGUCCCAACAAUUGAAAAGCUAACUCUGAACCUUGUCCAUAUUCAGCACCAUGACCAGCAUUACAGAGAUGUGCUUAAGUUGCUCGAAUAUUUGUUUGUACAGAAGUGACUUGCUGUCAGUGUUGGUAAUGUUUAUGAUGUAGGCCUAAUUAUGCAAUAAAUGGAU